CCAGGUGAGGCUUACCUGUCCUCUGAAGUAUCUUCUCCUCCAGGUGAGGCUCAUCUCUCCUCUGAAGUCUCCUUUUCCUCCCUGUUCUCCAGGUGAGGCUUACCUGUCCUCUGAAGUCUCUUCUCCUCCAGGUGAGACUCAUCUGUCCUCUGAAGUCUCAUUCUCUGGUCUCUUCUCCUCCAGGUGAGGCUUACCUGUCCUCUGAAGUAUCUUCUCCUCCAGGUGAGGCUCAUCUCUCCUCUGAAGUCUCAUUCUCCGGUCUCUUCUCCUCCAGGUGAGGCUCAUCUGUCCUCUGAAGUCUCAUUCUCCGGUCUCUUCUCCUCCAGAGAUGAGAAUAAAGAACUUUCUGGCUGCAAUAUUCUGCCUGCUGAUUGGAUGGGAACAUGUGGAGGCGCUCGGCGACACCUACGAGUUGAAGUUCAAACCCAACGUAUUCGAUGACCAAUACAUUGGGUGUGUGGACAAACUCAACGAUGACGUCAUGCCCAGGAUCUUGCGGCAGGAGAAGGUCAACCAGGAAUUUGACGAAGCUUGGAAGAGGGCAACUAAAGCUUGGAAAAAGAUGGUGUCCAAGGCCAAACUCCCAGAUGAAUUUGAGGACGAGCAUGGGAUCGCUCUACUGGUGUUCACCGACCAGUUCCCUGAGAAGAACCCCAUAUACCAGCAAAUUAACGCCAACCUCACCAUCGCUGGAGCCUCUCUCAAGGACUACAUGGACAACUUUCACUUUAAAGCUCUUCACUUCUACCUGACCAGAGCCCUGCAGAUCCUCAAACCGGACUGCAGAAAACCGUAUUCCACGUUCCGGGGGAGCUGGGACACCUUCGAGGCCUCUCCGCUCUUCAAGUUUGGGAGAUUCACCUCCACUUCCCUCAACAGCACCAAGGCUAAAUCCUUCGGAGUGAUGUCCUUCUUCCAGAUCACCACCUGCUUUGGUGCCGAAAUUGGACAAUUCUCGUUUUACCCCGGGGAAGACGAAGUGCUGAUCCCACCUACUGAGAAAUUCACCUACGUCAUGAAGAAUGACUCCACCUAUGUUCUGGAGAGCACCGGCCAGCUUUGCAGCUACUUCAACUGCGCCAUCAUGGGAGGGGAGAAGAAGACGGAAGCGAUCUGUCACUCAGACUCGUCCAAAUUAAAGAAGAUCGGGAACAUAAAGAAGAACAAAGUCUCCUCCCCUCUGUCUGAGCUGGAGGAGCGAAUCACAGCGCUGGAGAAGCUGGCCAUCCGGAACCACGAGCAAUAUGACGAGGUCCGAGCCAACAUCUCACAUGCCCAUGAUGAGGUGAAGGCACAGGGCAGUCUAACAACGUAUCACACCCUGGCCGUUAGAGCGUUGGCCACCGAACUGGAAGAGGUGAAAUCACAGAUGGAAUCCUCCCAGAACCAGCAAAGUCCGUACGCCGAGGUCUUCCAUCACACCACCAAUAUCCUGAACCUGCUGCUGAAAGAGGAGCUGAUAGACCGCAGAGCCCUCCGGGGGGAGGAGGAGAAACUGGACAGGAUCCGCACCAAGCUGGACGAACUCCGGGACUUUGCCUGGAACACUAAGCUCCGCCUUUAUGAUGUGGAGAACGCUCUGGACACUGACAGGACGCGGGUGACCGAUGUCCAGGAUUCCAUUUCCCACAAUCUGGAGACAGUGAAGACUCUACGGGAACACAUAUCAGUUCUGCAAGCUUCCAGAGAUGAGCUGCAGGCCACCAUGAAGAACAUCACCUGGGGAUUGACCUUCGUCAGUACGAUUGGAACUCUAAUCUUGAUAAAGCGGUUUUGGUCGGUGUUUCCACAGAAGACGCAAAUGAAGACAACUGUGAAUUCCAAUGAUGCUUCGGUGAAUGAUUUGUGAAUCUGCAUCUGGGGAAAGUUACCCCCCAAGAGACCUGUGCCCAGAUAAGGAAAGGUCUUCUACCGUCUACAAAGAUAUGAGAAUCUUCUUCUGGUGGAUUUGGAAUAUUUUAGCACUUUUGCUUCAUCUUUACAAUAUUUAUACUCUUUCUUGAUGCGGGUGGACAAUUACCAGAUUACCCUUUAAGUUCUUCUGUGGAGUUAAAUAAUCCUUUAUUAUUACUGCUACAGAUCUGUUGCUGGUUGGGGGGUUGGCGUGUUCCUCCAUAAACCUGCCUGGACCCGAUUAUCGGGAAUGUCUGCUGCCAAUGAUCACCGAGUCUCCCGAACAAGAAGAGCCAUUUAUCUGAAUUUGUGUUUACAUGAUCUGAUUGGAGGAAUGUUGUAGAGGGCGGUGGAACCAACAUUCUGCUGUGAUCCAUGAACGUCAAAGAGGAUGGACGAGCCGAUAUCUAGCCAUGAUCCAUGAAGUUUAUAGCAGGUGGUUGAGCUGAUCUCUAGCCAUGAUCCAUGAAUGUCCAAGAGGGUGGUGGAUCCAAUAUCAAGUCAUGGUCCAGGAAUAACAAAAAGGGUGGGAGAGUUGGUGUCCAGCCAUGGUCCAAAAAUAUAAUAGCAGGUGAAUGAGCCAGCAUCCAGUCAUGGCCCAUAAAUGACAAAGAGGUAUCAAGCCAUGGUCCAUGAAUGUUAUUGCAGGUGGUGGAGAUGGUAUCCAGCUAUGGUCCAUGAAUAUCAAAGCGGGUUGUAGAGACAGCAUCCAGUCAUGGCCCAAAAAAUGUCAAAGAGGGUGAAGGAGUCCAUGUCCAGAAGCAGGCCAUGAAUGUCCUAGAAGGUCGUAGAAAUAUCAUCCAGUCAUGGUCCGUGUGAAGG
Rana temporaria (common frog) is the source of this 2715-nucleotide messenger RNA. Its product is annotated as ecto-ADP-ribosyltransferase 5-like. The coding region runs from base 329 to 1849 and encodes 506 amino acids. The record is from RefSeq and is a predicted model, not a curated record. NCBI's taxonomy places the organism in Eukaryota, Metazoa, Chordata, Amphibia, Anura, Ranidae. The transcript is spliced from 8 exons. Gene Ontology annotation, molecular function: NAD+ poly-ADP-ribosyltransferase activity; NAD+-protein-arginine ADP-ribosyltransferase activity.